ACUCUCUGUGCGAGCGAGAGACGAGAGGUAUCGCAAGGUUGCGAGAGUCUCCUUGUCUGUCGCAAUAAUGCACCGGACGUCACGUACGCGGAGGAUCGCAACGCGGACGACGUACCUCCGAGGUUGUGCUUCGAUUAAUUUUUUUUUCGAGUGGUUCGCGAUAUCACGAGAUGAAGGCGGGUGACGAACGGACAUAACGGAUUAACCUAGAACCAGCAGUAGAUAGAUUCGGCCGUGUGUAAACAAGCGGAACAGUCGCUGCUUUCUUGAAUUUGCAUACAACUUUAGGAUACAACAUGUCUCGUUUACUGUUGUCUCGUAAUCCCACGUCAAAGUGUAUACUCAGAAAUAAAUGCAGGCAGAUCCAUCAUUCCUGCAAAAUCCUGGUGGUCGGAGGCGGUACCGCCGGCUGUUCGAUGGCCGCAAAACUAUCAAGAAAGCUACAUGAUCCGGAGCAAAUUAUCGUGCUAGAACCCAGUGAUGUACACUAUUAUCAACCCUUAUUUACUUUGGUUGGUGGUGGUAUCAGUCCUUACGCGUCAUCGAGAAGGUAUACGAAGGAAGUUCUGCCAAAGAAAGCGAAAUGGUUGAAAGCUUCCGUCGUCGGGUUUCAACCGGACGUUAACAAAGUCUCGACACAUCAGGGAGAUACCAUACAAUACGACAUUAUGAUCAUUGCACUUGGCUUGCAAUUGUACUGGGAUAAAAUUCCAGGUCUGUUGGACAGCAUACACGAUCCCGAUGCGCAAGUCUGCUCUAUUUACGGGCCCGACACUGUACCCCAGGUUUAUCAAACGAUAAAAAACACUGGACGGGGAACCGCGAUAUUCACGCUUCCAAAUACUCCGGUCAAAUGUCCAGGCGCGCCUCAGAAAAUCGCCUAUAUCGCCGAGGAUUACUUUCGCAAACGCAAAUUACGAAAUGACAUCAACGUCGUAUACAACACAGCGUUGCCGGUUAUAUUCGGAGUUAAGAAAUACGCCGAUUCUCUCUGGGAUGUUUGCAAGCAGAGAGAUAUUACCGUCAAUCUUCAAACAAAUCUGGUGAGGAUAGAACCGAGUAAGAGACGAGCCACGUUUGAGAAACUGAAUUCACCGGGAGAGACAUUAAUACAGGAAUAUUCUCUCCUUCAUGUAACGCCUCCAAUGGGACCGCCCGCAGUUUUGAAGCAACAUCCAGCGCUGACCAACGAAGCCGGAUUUCUCUCUGUUGAUCCUAAAACGCUGCGACACACAAAAUAUUCAAACAUAUUUGGCAUAGGCGAUUGCACAAAUACACCGAAUUCCAAGACAAUGGCUGCAAUAGCCGCGCAGGGAAAGGUGUUGUACCAGAAUUUAUUGGACGAUUUGGCUGGCAAACCAAUGACGAUGGCUUACGACGGUUACGCGUCAUGUCCGUUAGUUACCGGUUACGGCAAGUGUAUUCUGGCGGAAUUCGACUAUAAUUUGCAACCAAAGGAGACCUUCCCGGUGAAUCAAGGCAAAGAAUUCUACAGUAUGUUUCUGCUAAAGAAGUAUCUAUUCCCAUUCAUAUACUGGCAUUUGAUGUUGAGAGGCUACUGGAAUGGACCAGAAUUCUUCCGCAAACUCACGAAGGUUCUAAAAAAGGAUUAGAGUGCUCGCAGAGAAACCCUGAAGAAAAUAUGUUUCCCUCCGAAGAAAAAUGUAAUGUUCCGUGCCUUUUUUCCGCAAUUAAGUGAAGAAUAACGCCAUGUAUCUUUAGUUAAAAAUUGUACGCAUGUAUGUACAUAUAUAAAUAUAAUCCCCUUAAGUAAUUCUCAUAUAAGUUAAAGAUGUAUAAUAAAAUCUAACAAUAUCUACAUAUUUAUAAUGUAUAUGUGGUUAAAUGGAAAAAUAUUUUUUAUAUGUGUGUGGAAUAUUAUAACACUGUUAGAAAAGUA
Molecule: messenger RNA, 1900 nt
Organism: Wasmannia auropunctata (little fire ant)
Lineage: Eukaryota; Metazoa; Arthropoda; Insecta; Hymenoptera; Formicidae
Gene: Sqor
Product: sulfide:quinone oxidoreductase, mitochondrial
Exons: 9
Coding region: 297-1613 (438 amino acids)
Cellular component (GO): mitochondrion
Molecular function (GO): FAD binding; sulfide:quinone oxidoreductase activity
Source: RefSeq, a predicted model, not a curated record